Molecule: messenger RNA, 2205 nt
Organism: Zerene cesonia (dogface butterfly)
Lineage: Eukaryota; Metazoa; Arthropoda; Insecta; Lepidoptera; Pieridae
Gene: mRpL38
Product: 39S ribosomal protein L38, mitochondrial
Exons: 4
Coding region: 142-1326 (394 amino acids)
Cellular component (GO): mitochondrial large ribosomal subunit
Source: RefSeq, a predicted model, not a curated record
UUUGACAAAUGACAGAUUGAAAUGAUUUUGACAGGCAUCAGCUUUUUAUUUAAGUGUUAUUAGAAUCUAAACGGUUAUUAUAUUCUGUAACGUGAAAAAACAUUGUUUAUUAAUUUAUUGAAAGUUCGCUUAUAAUUUAAAAUGUUACAUUCAGUUUAUGGCGCAUGUCGCCAAAAUGCUCUACAGAUCCAACAAGUUAGGUUAGGUCACAGGCUCAGAGGAAAGCCACCCAUUUAUAGCAGAACAAUAAAAGAACGAUUGGAUGAAUUAAAUUACAAAGACGAAUUAUAUACAACAAAGAUAGACAUUGGGUUCCCACCGGAGCGAAAAACUGAUUUUCGCCAUGAACAACUAGAGCAUUUGAAGAAAUUAAAAAGUGAUAAGGAAUUAGAGAGACUCUCCAGAAAUCAGAAGCUAGACAUUGAUUUGCAAGAAGCCAGAAAAGUCUGGUUGGAAACUUUGGGUCCCCAACAUAAAAAACAAAUUGCUGACCACUAUGCAAUUUUUGACCACUUAUAUGGCGAAGGCUACUUCAUUCCAUUUUUAAAUUUGGAAGUGUUUUAUGAUUUAAAAGAUGGAACCUGCUUGCCUGUUUAUGCGGGUAAUCUGAUAAAACCAGCCGAGGCUUUAGAACCACCAGUUGUUUCUUAUGAUGCAGAUGCAGAUUCCCUAUGGACACUUGUAUUAACCAGUUUGGAUGGUCAUUUAACAGAAAGUGAUAAGGAAUAUGUUCACUGGCUAGUGGGAAAUAUACCUGGUAAAGACAUAGACAAGGGUGAUACUAUUGUAGAUUAUUUACAACCUUUUCCAUUGAAGGGUACUGGUUACCAUAGAUAUGUAUUUGUUCUAUAUAAACAGGAUGGAAAAGUUUCUUAUGAACUCUCAGAAGUUAGAUCCAAGGCUUCGUUAGAGGAUAGAACUUUUGUCACAAGAGAUUGGUACAAAAAAUAUCAAGACAACAUAACGCCUGCAGGACUGGCUUUUUAUCAGUGUGACUGGGAUUUAAGUGUAAGAGAUUUCUUCAACAAUACCUUGAACAAGAAGGAGCCAAUCUAUGAAUAUGACUUCCCACAACCAUACAUUCGUCCUCAAGAAUGGUUCCCUCUAAGGAGACCAUUUAAUUUAUACAUGGACAAAUAUAGAGAUCCCAAACAAGUCAGCAAAGAAUAUUUAUUACGCAAGCUUAAGAACGAAGAUCCCUUCAAGAGUCCUCCUCCACCACUAAAAUUCCCAAAUGCUCAACCAUUGCCACAUUCAAUGCCAUCUUGGUUGAAACUGCAUGAAAAGAAAAUACGCUUGGGCUGGGGUAGAGUAAAUGAUGUGUAAAAUUAGUUUUAUCUUUUAAAAUUAAAGUAAAAUGAGUAAUAAAUAAUAGGAAAAUUAUAAUCUUUGUAUUUAUUGGGUUAAAAUAUACAUUUUGCACAAAUUUUGGUUUGCAAUACAUUUAAGAUUAUGAUAAUGAUUCUUACACUGUCGUCUAUUGAAGUAAGAAGUAUCUAUAAUUUACAAAUGUUGAAUAGUAACCGUUUCACGUAACUGGAACCAACCAAUAUUCGUCCAUAUAAAUACUUAAGGUACACUUCUGUGAUAUUUAUAUGACGAUUAUCCCGAAAUAUAACUGGCGCAGCUAAUUCCUGUGUUUGAAAAUAUCAUUAUUGAAUGAGUUCUUUGGGUCGAAGAAAAUUCAAAUUUAAUUAGAAUAUUUUAUUGUAAAACCAAAAAUUUCAAAGAACAUAAUCAGACUUUAUAACAGUUAUGUAAUAAAUACAAUUAAGCAAAGAACUAGGCGCAAUCGGUAUACACAAAUAAUUAUGACUGUUACUGAGCACCUGCCAAUUAAAGCACUUCAUAUAUUAUAAUACAUCAGAAGAAUAUAUGACAUUAAGAGUUAUAUUUUUAUGUAAAUGCAUCAUAUUACAGUCCAUACACACGUAAAUACUACUUCAGAUGAUAUGCUUGAAAGUUGAAUGCUAACUCUUCAUACAUUUCAUUAAUCAUAAAAGUUGUGGAUGAUAUACCCUUAAUAAAAUGUUUUAAAAUAGAAUUUGCAACUUAAAGAUGCCUUGAUCUACAUACUUUCACAGAUUACGAUAAAACAGUGUGUAUGCAUGAGCUCUAUUUGGCCCUACUUAAUUUUAAUAUUAAAAAUUAUUUCCAUAAUAAUGAUAUAGAGCAUAGACAAUACAUAGAAACCUUAAAUUUAGG